AUGGGAUCAGAUUAUAAUCGUUUAAGAGAUGAUGACGAGUUGAACGACAACUUAAUAGUCUUUUAUAUGAGGUAUUGCCUGGAAAAACUUCGUAAAAAUGACGAAAAUGAUGCAAAAAGAUAUUAUCUUUUCGAUUCAUUCUUUUAUCAGAAAUUAUCUGAUAUGAACUAUAAUUUCAGCAGAAAUAAAAGCAAGGUUUAUGAAACAAUGUCAAGGUGGAUCAAAGUCGACCUCCUUGAAUUUCAUUAUGUUUUUUUUCCAAUUUGCGAAGAUCAGCAUUGGUAUCUAGUACAAAUUAUCAACCCAGCUGCGAUUAUUAGCAAUCCAAUUGAUUGUCAUAUAGCGAUUUAUGAUUCUAUCGCACCAAAAUUUAAACACAGACGUGCUGUGAGCAUACUUAAAAGCCUGUUAAUUGACUAUGUACAAGAUGUUAGAGGUGAAACAAUUAAUCCAAGAGUAAGAAUUUCCUACUCAAUCGUGAAUACACCAAAACAGUUAAACACAGUCGAUUGUGGAGUUUAUAUUCUACACUUUAUAGAAACAUUCAUGGAGAAUUCUAGUGAACUCGAACAAAAAAUUAUUGACAAAGAAACUGAUGAAGAUCAAUGGGAUCCUGCCGCUUUACCUACAAAACGUCAAGCAAUUCUAGAAAUAAUAGAGAAUAUAGAAGCCGAAUAUAAAACGUAA
This is a messenger RNA of Cetraspora pellucida, 687 nucleotides long. The record is from the annotation of a GenBank genome assembly. NCBI's taxonomy places the organism in Eukaryota, Fungi, Glomeromycota, Glomeromycetes, Diversisporales, Gigasporaceae.